CAGCCUUUCUUCUUUAAACCUUCUCUUUCCUUCGUUUAUUGUACUCUGCAAUCCGCUCAUCCUGUUCCUUCUUUUUACUUUUUGUCAACGAUCCAUUUGGUUUGUGUUGCAGUUAGACACUGCUGGACAGACAUCAGACAUCCUGCUUUUACGGUUAACAGCUUUAAAAGGAAACAGAGUCAUCACAAAAUAACAAUUCGCCAUCCAACUCUGCACUGAAGAAUAACAAAAAAAACAAACGUCUGCAAACACAACAGCCAUGCAGCUUGCCAUCGGAGUCCUCCUGGUGGUCCUGCUCACUGAGCUGAUCAAUUUUGUUGGGAAAACCCAUGUCACUGCUAUGGCAUAUGAUGUCUAUCUAAAAUUCAUAAACAAGGACAAGGUUACUAAACAGCGUCAACUUAAGAAGGAAGUUCUUACUCUCAAAAAUGACCUUUCUCGUACAUCCUCUCAGGACGAAUUCGCAAAAUGGGCUAAACUACGUCGUAAAAUGGACUCCAAGAUUGCAGAACUGGAAAAACUCACCUCGGAGCUUCAUCUCACCAAGGCUUCAUUUGAGAUCAAGUUCAAGAGUUUAUUGUGGUUCAUCACCAACGGGAUUCAAUUCAUCAUGGUCGCUUGGUAUAGACGUGUUGCUGUCUUUUAUGUACCUCCUGGUUGGUUUGGUCCUGCAGAGCGCUUUCUUGCUUUGCCUUUUGCAGAAACUGGAGCAGUCAGCAUUGCUAUCUGGUUCUAUUUCUGUCGCAAGGUCAUUAUUUUAUUCGUAUCUCAGCUUGUAGAGUUCAUCCCAGCCGCUAGAGCUUUGAAACCAGAACAAUCUGCUGAUGCAUCUUCCAACAACCCAUUUGCAGCAUUCGCCAAUAUGGCAAGCAUGGCCAGUGCAGCAGCAGCAGGCUCUGGAGGAUCGCCUGGAGGCAUGGGCGGAAACCCGUUUGCAGCGAUGGCCAAUGACUUUGGAGCUCCCGGUGGAAUGGAGGGAGCACCAGGUAUGGAUGCUGCCAAUAUGUUUGGUCCUGGAAGUCCUUUUGCGGCCAUGUUCGGGCAAACACUCCAUCCAGACAUGAUGGCUGGUGUUGGCAAUCGCAGCGGCAGUGGUGCAUCCUCACCCUUGGCGACAUCUAGAUCGUCAUCUGUACGUGGGACAGGAAAUCUAGGUCGUGGAGAAGAUAGAGGGAGGAGGAAAGCAUAAUAGAACAGAAUGAAGUCAAUUGCGAGAUAAAGGUAUUCGCGCUAGAAAUUGCAACAAAAGCCAAUGUAAUAAUAAUUAAAAAUGCAUGCU
Messenger RNA from Lobosporangium transversale, 1279 nucleotides. Its product is annotated as CHD5-like protein-domain-containing protein. The transcript has 2 exons. Gene Ontology annotation, biological process: tail-anchored membrane protein insertion into ER membrane. NCBI's taxonomy places the organism in Eukaryota, Fungi, Mortierellomycota, Mortierellomycetes, Mortierellales, Mortierellaceae. The coding region runs from base 260 to 1189 and encodes 309 amino acids. The record is from RefSeq and is a predicted model, not a curated record. Gene Ontology annotation, cellular component: GET complex.